AUAGAAGCCAAUUGAAAGAAAGUUUGGAGGGAUUAUCGAAUUUGGAGAAGCAGAAGAGCGGCGGUCUGUGAAAGUGGGAAACUUUUGGAAACUUACCUAAAGGAACUUAACCCCCUCGAGGGCAAGACGAAUCAACUAUCUUCGUCCUUUUUCCCACAAAUUCUUCUCCUAACACUAUCUUUCACGAGACAAAGAGAAGUUUGCUGCAAAGUCUGUUUUAUCAGAGCUUUGCAAGAAACUUCACUAUGUCGAAGCCUCAUAGUGUUAACGGGAGCGAGUCCGAGUUCGAAUUCAUCGAAACUCCUAAAGCUCCGACUCCCACAUUCGAGAAGUUUGAGGAGUGCGGUGUACGAACUACUUCGUACCCUUCUAUCAAGAAUGCCCCUCUCCCCGCGGAUGCCGCUGGAGGCGAAACCUUCUCCAAUGUCCUUCUCUUCUCCCUAAUGGGCGGUGUCCCGCUUUACCUCUCAUGGAAAGUCGGCGGCGGUUUGAAGACCACGAUAUUCUUCGCGCUGUUCACGAGUAUUCCCAUCUUGGCUGGUUUCUGGCUUACUGUCUCCGCUAUAAGCCCCCGAAAGAACGAGAAGGCCAAAUAUCCCGGAAGACCGGUCGAGCACUACCUUACUUUCAAGAGGCAAUCUGACAAGACCAAGUAUCACGGAAGAAACAAGAUUCCCAUGGAAACCUUUUAUGAGAUGUACUUCGACGGAGACGUCGACUUCAAUGGUGAUUGCCUUGAAGUUUUGGAGUACAGGCACGACUGGGCCAGCUUCCGUUUCACUUGGGGCCUUUGCAAAUACUUUCUCUUCGGCAUGAUGCCCGAGGUUAUCAUGCACUCGCGAAGCCAGGAUGAGGAACAAGUCCGUGACCACUACGACCGUGGUGAUGAUUUCUACGGCUGGUUCUUGGGUCCCCGCAUGAUCUACACUUCUGGCGUCAUUUCAGACAUCAACACGGAGGAGAGUCUAGAACAGCUUCAGGACAACAAGCUCGCGAUUGUUUGCGAAAAGAUUGAUCUACAGGAAGGCGAAAAGAUGCUCGACAUUGGCUGCGGCUGGGGCACUCUAGCACGAUUUGCCAGUGUUAACUACGGCGCCCGCGUCACUGGUAUCACUCUUGGUCGCAACCAGACUGCCUGGGGCAACAAGGCUCUACGCAAUGUCAAUAUCCCCGAAGAGCAAAGCAAGAUUCUCUGCAUGGAUUACCGUGAUAUUCCCGUACCGGAGGGUGGAUAUAAAAAGAUCACCUGUCUCGAGAUGGCUGAGCACGUCGGUGUGCGUAAGUAUGGCACUUUCUUGAAGCAGGUCUACGAUAUGCUCGAUGACGAUGGUAUAUUCUUCCUACAGAUCGCCGGUCUUCGAAAGCCGUGGCAGUACGAGGAUCUUAUCUGGGGUCUUUUCAUGAACAAAUAUGUCUUCCCUGGCGCUGACGCAUCGACUCCGCUGGACUUUUUCGUCAGUGGACUCGAGGGUGCCGGAUUUGAAGUUAAGGGUGUGGAUACGAUCGGUGUGCAUUAUUCAGCAACUCUAUGGCGCUGGUAUAGAAACUGGUUGGCCAACCGAGAGAAAGUCGUGGCCAAGUACGGAAAGCGGUGGUUCCGCAUCUGGGAAUACUUCCUUGCCGCUUCUACCAUCGCUUCUCGACAGGGAACUGCUACUUGCUAUCAGAUCGUCUUGGUCAAGAACAUUAACUCGACCCACCGUAUCGAGGGCAUCGCAACUCAGUAUGCCUUAUCUGGGGCCCUUAACACAGCUGCUCAUAAGAUAGACUUCAAGGCAUGGGCUAAGAAGAAUGCCGACCAGUUCCCUACCUCGACAGUCCAGUAAGGCAUAGGAAACUCGAUUAUAGGGGUCUACGAUUAGAUAAAUGAGCCAACCGCCCACAAAGACACUACUGCUAAAGUUUUUGUCCUUCCGGGUGGAUCUCAGUCAGAUACCUUGACCAUGCCUUAUGAGGAGGUUGAUAACUACAUGAGUGGUUGUCUGGCUAGGUGGAUGAGAGGAGUGGUGUGCGGAUGUUAAUUUCGUGUAAUGGAGGGUGGAAGGGUGGGAAAAUGUAAUGGUUGUGAAGACGACAAGUAUAAAGUGAAUAGAUGCAUUAUCGAUUUGAAAAUGUAUGAACAUCCAUUUCAUCUAGAUUGGACAUACUUGAUUGUUAAUUGAUCAUUAUGCACUCAUGA
Molecule: messenger RNA, 2179 nt
Organism: Annulohypoxylon maeteangense
Lineage: Eukaryota; Fungi; Ascomycota; Sordariomycetes; Xylariales; Hypoxylaceae
Product: S-adenosyl-L-methionine-dependent methyltransferase
Exons: 4
Coding region: 246-1826 (526 amino acids)
Biological process (GO): cellular response to biotic stimulus
Source: RefSeq, a predicted model, not a curated record